This is a messenger RNA of Aspergillus campestris IBT 28561, 729 nucleotides long. RefSeq names its product LysM peptidoglycan-binding domain-containing protein. The record is from RefSeq and is a predicted model, not a curated record. The transcript is spliced from 2 exons. Bases 1 to 729 code for a protein of 242 amino acids. Lineage: Eukaryota; Fungi; Ascomycota; Eurotiomycetes; Eurotiales; Aspergillaceae.
AUGGGUUACAAAGCCGCUCUCAUCCUGGGAUUACUCCCGCAGCUACUUUCCGCUAGCAUUGUCUGCGACAUGUCCGCGGCAGCUUCCAAGGGCGAUACCUGCGAGUCCUUCGUCAAAGCCUGGGGCACGACCGUUGAAGAGUUCCAGGCAUUGAACCCCAGUGUCUCCUGCCCCGACCUCACAGAGGGUCGGAAGUAUUGCGUGAUUGGCACCGUAACCGGAGGUCCUGCUCCUACGUCUACCACCACGACUACACUGAAGACCACAACAAAGGCCACCACCACCACUUCCUCGUCCAAGUACGAGCCCACCCAGCCGGGCGUCCCCGCCAACUGCGACAAAUUCCACCUCGUCGCAUCAGGCGACCAGUGCGACACCAUCGAGGCCAAAUACGGCAUCACCGACGCGCAGUUCAAGGCGUGGAACCCCGACGUUGACGAAGGAUGCACCAACCUCUGGCUGAACUACUAUGUCUGCGUGCACAUCCCGGAGGCCACGACCACUCCCUCGGUGCCCGACCCUACGCCCACUCCCCCUGCCCCGCAACCACAGAUGCCGGGCGUUGUGAGCAACUGCAAGAAGUUCCACAAGGUCAAGGCGGGUGACAACUGUUACUCGAUCGACACUGCGGCGGGUAUCACCCUCGACCAGUUCCGCUCUUGGAACACCCAGAUUGACGCGGGCUGCACCAACUUGUGGGUGAAUUACUAUGUCUGCAUCGGUGUUUAA